Molecule: messenger RNA, 2321 nt
Organism: Cydia pomonella (codling moth)
Lineage: Eukaryota; Metazoa; Arthropoda; Insecta; Lepidoptera; Tortricidae
Product: piggyBac transposable element-derived protein 4-like
Exons: 1
Coding region: 661-2232 (523 amino acids)
Source: RefSeq, a predicted model, not a curated record
UUUUGCAUAUACUCGAGAAUGUGGGACGGGUAGCGCUGUGGCUGAGUGGCCUAGAGGUUCAGAGCGUUAGCCGCGCAAGUUAAAGACGCCGGUUCGAUUCCGGCCUCGUCCACUAGAGGGCAUGGUCUGUUUGUUUUUUGAAUAUGACACCUAUUUAAUUUUAUGACUUUAAACUGUCUUAUAUUCUCUUCUCAAUUUCCUGGAAGUUGUAAAGGAUCUCCGCGUGGAGUAUAAAUCAGCCACAGAGUUGUGUCGCUUCAAAGUCGGUUGGGUGUAACAACCGCUAAAUUGUAUGGCCACUUUAUGAAUGAAUUCAUUUUUGAUUUAUAAUUUUCAAUGCAGUGUUGCAGCUCGUUGAACCUUUUUACGUUAUAGUUACAUACAGUCAUAGUAAAUAUACUUUAUAUGAUGAUACCUCGAUUUUUUUGAAGAAAAAUGUUGUCUUAGUUGAUAAUAUUUUUAUAUAAAUUUAGUCUAUAAACCUUUCAGAUUCCGAUUUCAACCCUUUAUUUUUUUAAGUCAAACCGCACAGGAACCUUUUCACUUGCCUUCCUUAGGUUAUUAUUAAUACGUGUUUUUUUAACAGGAUCUGAGUCUGAAUCAGAGGACAGUGACGAUGAUAUACCAGUUGCGCAAGGCAUUUCACGCGUAGCUUGGUCGAUGAUGGAUACACCCGAAGACGACGAUGAUAACGAAAACGCUGCAGCACCGAUUCCAACCGUUGACGACUUUACGUGGACCUCAUCUCCCAAUCCUCCAGUUCCUUUUGAGUUGAGGAGGGAACUAUUUUCUGAAGUUAACGUAGGUCCAACAAUUCCAUAUGCUGAUCCAUACGAAGCAUUCGUAGCGAUAUGGGAUCGGCCAAUUAUCGAGCAUAUCUGCUUGGAGACUAAUAGAUAUGCCCAGCAACUGAGGGUCGAAAUGAUUAACGAGCGUCGACUCCUUCCAACGAGUCGCAUUUGCGAUUGGAAAGAUGUGACAGAGGACGAUGUCUAUGUUUAUUUGGCUAUGAUUCUCGCUAUGGGACUUGUUGUGAAAGCUCGCCUGAAGGACUACUGGAACGCCGAUGAGGACAUAUUUUCGACACCCGGUUUCCACGUACACAUGUCCCUCAGAAAGUUUCAGCUGCUGAGUCGCUGUCUUCAUUUCUGUAACAAUGAAGAUAUGUGUACGAAGAACCUAGACGCCUCCCACGCAAAACUAUUCAAAAUUCAACCGAUUAUCCAGCAUUUAAAUAACAAAUUUCAGUCACUUUACAACCUAGGUCGAAACAUCGUGAUCGAUGAAUCACUGCUGCAGUCGAAUGGACGGUUGGACAGCAACCAGUUCAAACCUAUUAAAGUUGCAGCAGUGGGCAUCAAAACUUACGAAAUUUGUGAGCCUCAAACAGGGUAUAUAUGGCGCUUUUUUGUACACGCUCAUAGGCGCCAGACUAGAAAUGCACCCACUGAUACAGACCUCUCUUCUACUUCUCUUAUUUUGAAGCUCCUAGAGGGUCUUGAACACAAGGGACACACUGUCUGGAUGGAUAAUUUCUACAAUUCCCCAGCACUGGCACGAAAAUUAAAAACGCUCAACUUUGACUGCGUUGGGACUCUCCGGACGAAUCGCCAGUACGUACCUAAAAAACUGACAAACUUAACGAAGGCGAAGAUGAAGAAAGGACAAAUAACGGGAUAUACCUCGGGGGACGUCGACCUUAUGGUCUGGCGUGAUCAAAACAGGGUGGCGACCAUUUCUACCUACCACGGUGUCGCCACUAUACAAAUAAAUGGGGUCACCAAACCCACUCUCAUUCAUGACUACAAUAUAAUGAUGGGCGGGGUGGAUAAUACGGACCAAUUGUUGGCCGUUUUCCCCAUUGAACGCAAAAGAACCAAAGUUUGGUAUAAGAAAUUGUUUAGAAGACUCGUAAACGUCUCGACGCUAAAUGCGUUUAUACUAUUUAAAGGAACCAACCAUAGUCAGCAUCGUGAUUUCCGUACCAUCUUGGUAAAAACCUUAUUGGAACGGCAUUCACGAUUUGCGCAUAAAACCAUCCAUUCGACCAUCGCCACUGCGCAGGUUGAUUGGGUCAAACAACACCACCUGGACGUAUUUGCGUGUCACCCAAAUACAAAUACAAAAAAUCGCCGGAAGUGUGUUGUUUGCAAAAAACGAGUCUCAACUUUCUGUGUGGGAUGUUCAAAAACCGUAUGUAUCAAACCAUGUUUUAUGAUCAUUCAUAAUUAACAUAUAUUUCUGGCCCCACCUUUUAUUCUCUUUUUAAUUGUAGCCUCUAAUAAAAUUUAGCAAAUAAGUCGGUUACUGUAUGAAUUUAG